Messenger RNA from Austrofundulus limnaeus, 1721 nucleotides. It is a transcript of the gene pdlim4, whose product is annotated as PDZ and LIM domain 4. The record is from RefSeq and is a predicted model, not a curated record. Gene Ontology annotation, molecular function: muscle alpha-actinin binding; actin binding. Gene Ontology annotation, biological process: actin cytoskeleton organization; heart development; muscle structure development. NCBI's taxonomy places the organism in Eukaryota, Metazoa, Chordata, Actinopteri, Cyprinodontiformes, Rivulidae. Gene Ontology annotation, cellular component: Z disc; stress fiber; adherens junction.
UUUUCAGAGCCGGGACAGGGUUGCCUAGCAGCUGGGAGGAGGACUCUGCCUACUUCACGCUCUUCCACUUUAAAAAUUUUUUUUAAACCCGAAGAACCGUGGACUCUGCCUUUUGUCUGUUUGUCUGCGUUAAGACAACAUUCCAAGCAUGCCACAGACCGUGACACUGAACGGACCCUCUCCGUGGGGCUUUCGACUGGUGGGAGGACGGGAUUUCAGCACACCGUUAACUAUCUCCAGGAUAACACCUGGUAGCAAGGCAGCCCAAGGUGACCUGUGUCCAGGGGACACCAUUCUGGCCAUCAAUGGUGACAGCACAGAGAACAUGACACACAUGGAGGCUCAGAACAGAAUAAAAAUGUGCACCCAGCAGCUCACACUCAGCAUCAUCAGAUCAGGAUCUGGAGACAGAGUGUGGUCACCAACACUUAGUGAGGACGGCAAGACAAGCCCUUACUUGGAGCAUGACUCACAGAAUUUCCGUCCCAUCACCAGUGGUUUUGGCAGUUAUGGUCGGAAACCUUCGUAUACUUCUGAACCGCAGUCCCCUCAGCCCCCCCAGUACCCUCAACCCCCUCAUCACAGUCAUUCCCCUCAGCACCUUCAGUCCCCCCUGUACCCUCAGCCCCCUCAGCCUACUCACCUGAAUAACGGACACUCCAGACCCAACAACGGCUACAGCUAUGGAUAUGGGAAUGGAACCGGGAACGCUCAGUACAACAACCCAUCAGGGCUUUACUCUCACAAUGGCAGCAAUGGAGACAGAGCCCUUCCAAACAAGAUGGGGGGUCUCAGCCUGAGUGCCACACACAGCCCCGAGGCUCCCCCACAGUCCCCCGUGGGCCGUAAUGGUUUCGACCCACAGUCAGACGUCUACAAGAUGCUGCAGGACUAUGAAGUACCAGCCUCUGAACCCAAACAGUCUGGCUCCUUCAAAUACCUUCAAGAGAUUCUGGAAGCUGAGGAUGGAGGUAUGUCACCAACAGAGAGACUGAGACAGUUAAAGUCUCCAAUCAGAUCUCCGAUACCAAAGUUGGGGAGCCCCAUUACCAACCCAAUUCCCAGCCCAAUGUCUGGUCUACAGAAGCUAUCCCAGUGCACGCGCUGCUGUAAUGGCAUUGUUGGCACCAUUGUAAAGGCCAGAGACAAACUCUACCAUCCUGACUGCUUCGUGUGCGACGACUGCGGCAUCAACCUAAAGCAGAGGGGUUACUUCUUCAUCGAGGAAAAUCUGUACUGUGAGACCCACGCCAAGGCUCGCGUCCAACCCCCUGAGGGCUAYGACGUCGUGGCUGUUUACCCCAACUCCAAGGUGGAGUUGGUUUAAGAUGAACAGACUGACACUUUUGCAACAUACAUGAGAAAUCUAACCAAUUAUAGGAUGGGGCUACUGAGUAUACUAGCCUACAYUGAUUAGGCUCUGUCAAGCAGGACGGCUGAUGUUGGAUCAGUUUUGCAUUCUGGGGAGAGCGGUUUGAUCAUUGAUCAGUUCUUCCAUGCCGACAGAUCUGAUAAAUGUUAUGUAUAUUUGGAAGACAAAAAGAUGUUGACAGACUGAGUCUUGGGGCUGAUGAAUCUCGAAAAAGCUAUUAAUCUGAAAAUCCUUUUAUUUUUUUCACCUGUUGUGUUUACAUUGAACUGUAUUCAAGCAAAAACCAGACACAGCUAAGAUUGUAGUCAGAAAACAGCACUCAUUUACAGAAUAUAUUCAGUAUAUAUAC